Trichoderma citrinoviride is the source of this 1026-nucleotide messenger RNA. RefSeq lists its product as hypothetical. Gene Ontology annotation, cellular component: SAM complex. Lineage: Eukaryota; Fungi; Ascomycota; Sordariomycetes; Hypocreales; Hypocreaceae. The record is from RefSeq and is a predicted model, not a curated record. Gene Ontology annotation, biological process: mitochondrion organization. The coding region runs from base 1 to 1026 and encodes 341 amino acids. The transcript has 3 exons.
AUGGCCGGCCCCCCGUCCUCCCGCCCGGGCUGGUUCGCCGUCCCGGCCCCCGUCCGCGAGCUCUUCAAGCUCUUCCCCCUCGCCACCCUCCCGCCCGAGGCCCUCCCCGAGCGCAGCCCCGAGGCAUCAUCAUCAUCAUCGUCAUCGUCGUCGUCGUCUCGCGACCGGCCGCGUCUGUACGUCUUUGCGAGAUCGUGGGAGGAUGCCGCCAAUGGCCGGCCGAGCUUCAAUCCCCAGUGCCUCAAGUGGCAGACAUUCCUCCGCAUUGCCGGCGUAGACGUCGACCUCGUCCCCUCCAACAACCACGCCUCUCCCUCCGGCGCCCUGCCCUUCCUCCUCCCCCCAACAACAACACCAACGGCAUCCACGUCCGAGAAGGAUUCAGAAUCAACAAAGCCUGCAGCUCCCACCAGCAACAAGACCACAACAACAACAUCAACGAUCCCUCUCACUGGCGCCAAAAUCCACCGCUACGCCCAAGACCACUCAACCGCCGACCUCUCCCCCGCCGCCCCCGCCUCCCGCACCGAAGCCUACGAAGCCCUCCUCUCCCAAAGUCUUCGUCCCGCAUGGCUCUACUCCCUCUACCUCGACCCAUCAAACACCCCCCUCCUCAAAUCCCUCUACCUGCCCCCCUCCCGCAUCCUCCACCUCCCCGCCCUCCACGCCCUCCGCGACGCCGCCACCGCCGAGAUCCUAAAGACGACGCGCUCCCCCGCCCCCGCCGGCAUCUCCCCGCCGCAGCUCCUCGCCGACGCCGCAGACGCCCUGCGCGCCCUCUCGACCCUCCUCGCCGACGACGAGUGGUUCUUUGGCCGUCCCGACCCGGGGCUCUUCGACGCCGAGGUCUUUGCUUACACGUGGCUGGUUCUGGACGAUGGGUUUGGCUGGGCGUCGGAAGCGGAAGCGGAGGGGGAGGGGGGUCAUCUGAACUACCACCACCACCACCCGCUUGGGGAGUGUCUGGCUGGGUUUGACAACUUGGUGAGCCAUAGGAGGAGGCUGUAUGAGCGGUGCUGGGCCUGA